Cinclus cinclus is the source of this 542-nucleotide messenger RNA. It is a transcript of the gene BLOC1S1, whose product is annotated as biogenesis of lysosomal organelles complex 1 subunit 1. Bases 37 to 414 code for a protein of 125 amino acids. Lineage: Eukaryota; Metazoa; Chordata; Aves; Passeriformes; Cinclidae. Gene Ontology annotation, biological process: endosomal transport. Gene Ontology annotation, cellular component: BLOC-1 complex. The record is from RefSeq and is a predicted model, not a curated record. The transcript has 4 exons.
GUGACCCGCGCGCAGUCACGUGACGCGGCGGCCGCCAUGCUGUCCCGGCUGCUGAAGGAGCACCAGGCCCGCCAGAGCGAGCGGCGCGAGCUGCAGGAGCGGCGGCGCAGGGAUGCGAUCGCGGCCGCCACCCGCCUCACCGAGGCCUUGGUCGAUCACCUCAACGUGGGGGUGGCCCAGGCCUACGUGAACCAACGUAAGCUGGACCAGGAGGUGAAGACCCUGCAGGUGCAGGCAGCCCAGUUUGCUCGCCAGACUGGUCAAUGGAUCUCCAUGGUGGAGAACUUCAACCAGGCCCUCAAGGAGAUCGGGGACGUGGAGAACUGGGCCCGCAGCAUCGAGCUGGACAUGAGGACCAUCGCCACCGCCCUCGAGUACGUCUACAAGGGGCAGCUGCAGCCCUCCUGCUCCUGAGGGACCCCCAGGAACCCCCCCGGCACCCCCCAGCACCGCCAGGUACCGGGGGGGUCUCACCCUGGUGUCCUCGGCACCCCCCGGCACUGGGAUCUGUGGAAUAAAGCAGGGGGGGACACUGGGGGGUG